AUGAGUGCGUUUACAAAAUACGCACUGAUUGGUGUAGCCAUCGCCACCGUAACGCUCACACUAGCGCUACGAUGGACAACCGCUCUCCUUGAUCCCCCCAAAACCACCUUGAAACAGCUGCUCCGCUCUCGAGCGCUUCCAAACGAGCGCCUCAUACGCGCGCUAGGCAUGACGAACACCUUUGUUAGCGACGACCUGUUUGUUCAUUCUGCCUUCGUUAGAGCGGCAAAAAUGCUGAUAGCAAGAGCAAAUCCUAGAGAUAGGAAAGGAUGGGACGGGUGGGUAGGCGAGGUUUCAAAGUGCAUUGAUCACUACCUCCCGCUCGAUUCCAUCCAAUUCGCCACAUAUAUGCAAUCCGUUACUUUUAGUAUCGUCCUAACCGGUUUUCUCGACGCAGAUCUAGCUGCCCUAGAUCCUCGCGAUGUUGCUUCCGUCACGAAAGCAAUAAACGAACGCUGGAUGCAAGCUAAGACAUCGCAGCAGCUUCAUCCUCAUCUCCUUUCGGAGAUUAAUGAUCACAUAUUUCGAUGGGUCCCCAACAGGGACCAAUAUCCCAAUCCCCUCGACUUCAUCAUCCCCGCAUUCGAGACCAUGUGGCGAGUUGUAGCCAUUACCACCGUAUAUGCCUAUCGAGACGAAUCAAUCCGGCAUGCAUUUUUAGAUUUCGGAGAUAAUUCAACGCUUCCCCAGUUUCAAGCGUUCAAGAAGGCAGGGCCCAGUGUAGAGGCAGUCGUACUAGAAGUACUGCGCCUCUACCCGCCUACUCGGCGCAUUUCACGAGUGAAUCCCAGCCCACCGUCCAAAUUCCCUUUCGCUGCCUCCACAACAGAAUCAGAUAGCAUCGAGGUAGCUGAAAUUGAAACAUACCAUAAAUCUCAGGAGUGGGGAGAAAAUCCCACUGAAUUCGAUCCUAUGCGCUACCAUCCCAGUAAGGGGGCUUCCGAUUUGUUUGCGUUUGGAUAUGGAAGGUUGAAAUGCGUAGCUUCGAGUUGGGCGCCCAUCGCCGCAGCGACAAUCGUUGCACGCAUUCUGGAAAGAGUGGACGAACGUGAGUUUGAAAUAAAAGAAGGUGAAGCCAUGGGCAGGAGGGACGGAUGGGGAGGAUGGUCAAUAAAAAGAAAAUAUUGAAGGACGAGUACAUGUACGAUUACAUUACCCAUCCACAUAGCUAUGCUAUCUCCACAAAUAAGUUACCCACAGUCGAAUUCAUUUUUCGUAGCGCGUUUUCAGGAUACAGUAUACGUACUUCCAUAGUAGCAUUCAGUUCGCGGACAGCAUUAUUGACUCGUCGAAAAGCGAUUACUUGCACUUGCAAAAACGUCGUUCUAAU
Molecule: messenger RNA, 1330 nt
Organism: Serpula lacrymans var. lacrymans S7.9
Lineage: Eukaryota; Fungi; Basidiomycota; Agaricomycetes; Boletales; Serpulaceae
Exons: 2
Coding region: 1-1128 (375 amino acids)
Molecular function (GO): iron ion binding; monooxygenase activity; oxidoreductase activity, acting on paired donors, with incorporation or reduction of molecular oxygen
Source: RefSeq, a predicted model, not a curated record